AUGCCGUCCUGCCGUGCGGACUUCGAGUGGGGGCCGCGGCUCGGGACGGGCGCGUACGGCAGCGUCUUUCGCGUGCGUCGCUUUGCGGACGGGCUUCAGUACGUUGUCAAGGAGACGGUAGACCGUUUGGUAGACGAGUCUACCGCAGUCUACCGGUAG
Messenger RNA from Emiliania huxleyi CCMP1516, 159 nucleotides. RefSeq lists its product as hypothetical. Lineage: Eukaryota; Haptophyta; Isochrysidales; Noelaerhabdaceae. The coding region runs from base 1 to 159 and encodes 52 amino acids. The transcript is spliced from 2 exons. Gene Ontology annotation, molecular function: ATP binding. The record is from RefSeq and is a predicted model, not a curated record.